This is a messenger RNA of Amphibalanus amphitrite, 6018 nucleotides long. Its product is annotated as mucin-5AC-like. NCBI's taxonomy places the organism in Eukaryota, Metazoa, Arthropoda, Thecostraca, Balanomorpha, Balanidae. Bases 645 to 4904 code for a protein of 1419 amino acids. The record is from RefSeq and is a predicted model, not a curated record. Gene Ontology annotation, molecular function: protein tyrosine phosphatase activity. Gene Ontology annotation, biological process: protein dephosphorylation. The transcript is spliced from 13 exons.
CUAGUGUCGCUCGUCGGCCGCCGCGCGGCGCGCCGGCUGGAGGUCGUCGGUCGCGAUUCAGUCAGAAUCGCCAGUGACUCCGUGUGGAGGGGUGUCGAGCGGGCGGUGUGCGUCGUCAUGGAAACGUGCUGAGCCGCGAGCGUCGCACGCGCGUGCCGUGAAUGAUCGAUUUGGACGCGUAGGUAUCGGACGGAAAAUCGCAGCAGACGCCGGACUGGAGACAAACGGUCUCCAUUCGUGAUUUAUCCGAAUGUCCUGACAAAUUUCUGCACUGCCACGUCUUUGAACGUCACGUCUCAUCUCUGAACUAGACGUCUUUCCGCAUCUCUGAAGCGAAGCCUCUGAAAGACUUCCUGAUCGCCAAGUCUGAUGUGACGUCUGCUCAUACGUCCGCACCGCUCAUGUGACGUCUUUGGAGCUACCACACUGAAUCUCGGCGGUCUGCUUUCACCGUCAACCUCUUCUAACGACGCACGCACAGGCCGGUCAGUCAUCGUUGUCUCCACUGGCAGAGACAGCGGGAGCACCGGGCCACUCCACUCCACACUCUACACUCCAUUCCACUCCACUCCACUCCACUCUACUGAACUCUACCUCUGCCGCCGCUGCACUGCCGCCGCCUCUGCCUCUGACGUCAUACCAAUAUGGCGGCGCCCAGUCGACUGAGGAUACCCCUACUGCUAUUGUGUUGUGCAGCUCUGGUCGCCACACAAUCACAGACACCCUGGCCGCCGCCCUCGAUCCCAGCCGUCGACCCGACCACAGCAUCGACCACCAUCUCUCGCCGGUUCCUCUCUGACGAGCAGCACCGGCUCCUGACCAGUCCCAGUUUCGGCCAGCGUCUCACCACCCGUCCCCGACAGGCGGCCCGACCGGCCACGCGCCGCGACUGGACACCCAUCUGGCCCGGCGGACAGGGCGCGGAUGGUUCCUCUGGUUCCGCUGGUGGCAGCGGGUCGCCGGCAGUGGUUACAGCGCGUCCGUCCCGCCCCAGCCGGAGACCAGACGCGCCGCCGAGUCUAGCGCCGAGCAGGCCGCCGGUCACUGAGUAUUACUUUGCCAGUUCGGCUGUGUCGGCGUCCUCUGCGCCUGGUGAAGGCAGUGACGGAGGGCCUUCCUUUCCGCCAGCUCAACUGCCGACGGCGACGUUUGCGGCUCCGGCGGCGACCCCGACGCGGGCGCUGCCGUCGACGGCGUCUCGACGACCAUCGGUGACUCGACUGGGUCUGGCGGAUCGACUGUCAGCGUUGGUUACCAGCCGACCGGCACGGACGACUAUCAUCUCUCCUACUCGCGCGGCGCCGGCCCCACCGAGCUCUGCUCUGCUGCGACCCACACCGUCAAGAGAGGAAGACAUCGACAAUGGACUGGGCCUCGAGCCCUCCACAUUACCUCCAUGGAGCCCGGAACGCACCAGCGCUACUGUUGAGCCCACCGCGGCUCCGGCUGCCCCCGCUGCGGCCCCGGCCGCGGCUGAAGGCCCCAGCAGCAGUGACGGAGAGGUCUCCCCAACUCCUGUCUCUCCCCCUUGUGUGGUGACACCGCAGCACCCGGGCGGUUACUGCCGAGACGGAGACAUCCUGACGGUCUUCACUCGGGAUCCGGCUGGUAACUGGGCGGCUUACCGCACCGUACAGCUUCCUUCAUCGACAGUACGAGCGUUAGAUGGAGAUGCGGAGGGCGAUGAGACCACGCCAGACCCUGGUCCCUCAGACCAGACCACAGACCAGACCACGGACCGGACCAGGACCACGCCUGCUGAUGAGGGGGUAGCGACAGUCACCAGCCCACCUCUGGCGCCAGAGCCUACUGAGGCUUCCAUAUCUCCGAUUCCCGAACCGGCCGGAGAGAGGGAGGGAGUAGGCAGCGGCGCUAGGGAUCACCUGCCCUCUGCCGGGCCAACGAGACCGUCAGUCGGGCCGACUCUACCCUCGGCGGCCGGUCCUACCCUCCCUUCUGAUGUGGCCGCAGCGGAAUUGGAUCAGAUCACUGGUGACGAGGGUUCGGAAUUCUUCCCGACAGCUACCUCGGUGGAGCCGGGACCCCAGCCGCCCACCGUGGGACCCCGGGCGGGGGCGGGGGCGGAUGGCGGCGUCAGCCCACCGCCCACCGCCUCCGAGGCUGAGAAAUCGGGCGUGUCGGAGCCAGAGGCGGCUCCUGAGGAGGGAAAGGUGACAGCUCCGCCGACCCUGCCGGGCUGGACCACGAGACAGACGACUCGUUGGAGGACAUCGCCUACCUCCCGGCCACCGACGGCACCCACAGAGCCUCCGAGUACACAGACUACCCGUGGGACUACACGGGAGACUACACAGGAGACUACGCGGGAGGGCUCUCGUCAGACAACGGCACAGACUCCCUGGGAGGAUUCGGAGCUGACGACUGAGGAGGGUAACUUCCCCACCACGCUAGAAACCUUCCCAACGACGCUGGAGACCUUCCCGACCACGCCAGAAGCGUUCACCACUGCCCCGACUCGAGGUCAGACUACUUUCGGGGGACCGUCUCCAACCACCCCUCCACCUACCUGGCCCCCUUCCUCCGCCCCCAGCGAGGAAUCAACCCCUCAGUCUGCCCCUCCGACCCUCCCUGAGGAGGACUGGGCCUCGGCGACGUCUGCUGCCCCGCCGGAGACCACGUGGAGCACGCUUCCACCGGGCGCCCACCCUGAGACGACCCAGCACACCUCGGAGAAAAGCGCUGAGCUGGGGAAAGUGUCCGUCAGUCACGCCGCGCCGACACGAGCGUCGAACGGCACAUGGCCGGGCAGAGGGACCACCGACGACGGUUUCAGCACGGGCACCUACCACUACACCACUGGGGCCGCCUUCGACUACCCGACCGGACCGACGGGCUUCACCAGCCACGGCGGAGUGACCGGUCGGCCGGGGUCGCACUUUGCCAGCGGCUCCACACGUCAGCCGACCACCACUGGACAGUUUACCCGUCCUCCGCCCACCGCCCCGUCCGGGCCGGGAGAUUAUGAUUACACGACCGGACCCAGUGGCGACUCGGGGAGUGGAUUCUACGGAGAGGGAUUCCCGUAUAGUACUGGAAAUUAUACGACCAUUGGGCAUGGUAGGCUGACGCCUCCGCCCCCGCCGGCUGGGGUGCCUACGUAUACCGCGGCGGGACGGCCGGUGGGCACAGGUGUCACCAGCACCAGCUGGCCGAGCACCAGCCGUGGCACCACCCCGGAGAGCACCACUGUGGGCGACACGACUAUUGGUGAUACUACUACCGGUACUACUGUCGGGACCACUACAGGAACCACAGGUACUACUACAGACACCACGGUCGGCACCACGCCUGGCACCAGUCGCGGCACCACGCCCAGCACCAGUACGUCACCAGGGAUCACUCACAGCUCGGUGGUGCCGCCCGUGGAGCUGUACGUCCAGUUUCUGAUCGGUACUACGUGGCCGCGCUUCUGCCGCGUCCGACAGGCGUUCAAGCAGCGAGUGGUGGAUCUGGUCAACGGAGAGACGCACAGGAAUCUCACAGCCGACAGCGCCGUGCUAUUCAACAUCCCCGUAUGCGGGCGUCCAGUGCGGGCCCGCCGGGAGACGGACCCCUCAUCCACCGCUAUCCUCGUCUUCCUCUACCUCACCGACUCUGACGGCCAGUACGACCGGGCUCUGACGGAGCGCGUGGAGCCUCUGUGGGAGUCUGCUGCGGCUGGGGGAGGCGGGGGAAGCAGCUGGGACGGCAUGGCUCGCCUGGUGCGAGAGGUGGACACAGUGCAGCCGGAGCAGCUGGUUCAGACGCAGGAGCACUCGGAGAGGGCUGGUGUUAUAGCGGCGAUCACUGUGGGAUGUGUGGCCGUGGCCAGUCUGGUGCUGCUGGCAGUACUGCUGGUGGUGGUGCGCCACCGUCGCCGCGCGGCACAGACGGCCCAGCGCUGUAACCCCGUCAACAUGGAGGAAUACGGAGUCGAGUCCGUCUUCAGCUCCAUGAGACGCAAGAACAAGAUGCGCCGAUCGGUGCGAUCCUACCUAAACCAGGCGUUUGACGAUCAUGAUGCGCCAUCAAACGCGGUCAACUUCGCCGGCCUGGCGAACCUGUCUGGAGAUCUGGCGGCUCUCAAAGAGGAGUUUGACUCGAUCCCUACCGGUGCCAUGCCGACUCUGGACGACCUCCCGCCGGGAAGUGAGGACCGUAACCGGUACGCUAACGUGUUACCGGUACCCGAGACCAGGGUGGUACUGGAUCAGAAGACCGGAGCGCCCAACAGCGACUACAUCAACGCCAACUAUGUCCGCGGCCCGAAGGACGAGCCGCAGUUUUACAUAGCCACCCAGGGCCCGCUGGAGUCUACUGUGAACGACUUUUGGCGAAUGAUCUGGGAGACCCAGUCCAAGGUGGUCAUCUGUCUCACCGAUAUUGUCGAACGAGGAGUGCGUCGCUGCGCCGAGUACCUGCCGCCGUCGGAGGCCCUGGACCGGCACCGUCUGUACGGAGACUUCCAGGUCACGCUGAUGGCCAAAACAAAAAAGGACAAGUUUGUCGUGUCCACCAUUCAGCUCAAGAACAUGGACAGUAACCUGUUCCGCGAGGUGACGCACCUGUGGUACUCUGGCUGGCCCGAGCGUGGCGUGCCGUCCGAUCUCGACUCCAUGGUUGAGUUCCUACAGGAGGCCCGGCGGGCCAUGAAGACCAACAUCGGACCCACGGUGGUUCACUGCAGCCCCGGCACGGGCCGGACGGGCGUGCUGCUCGCCUGCGACAUCUGUAUGCGACAGUUUGACGCCACGAGGACAACAGACAUCAUGCGGACCGUGUUCAGGAUCCGACAUGACCGGGCCGGGGCCGUGCAGACACGAGAGCAGUACGCACUCAUCUAUAAGGUGCUGAACCAGUACGCUGCCAGCGUCACCAGCGGCAACCUUCCGGCCCUGGAGUGAACCAGUGACGUCACAAUAGUUGGACUUAUGACGUCAUAAAGCGUGGAUUCAGUUGUUACCGCUGAUGGAUGCAGUUGUUCCCAUCACACGGGUGUUUGACGCGUCACAAAUGUUUGUGUCGCAAAAACUGACGUAUGUUACGUCAUACACCGUAAUAUGUACGACGUCACAAUGUUGCGUCACAAUGGUAUCGUUUGUGGACGUAUGAAUGGCGUCACCUAUGGCUUUUGUUGUUACGUCAUGGUUGUGUGACGUCACUCGUCGUUCUCCGGUUGUGAGGCGGUCGUGGGUGUUGGGCGGGGCGUCUGUGGUGAGGCCACGCCCCUUCUCUGACGUCAUGGUGAUAGCAACGGGACCAAGAUGGCGCUCCGGGGUGUGCUUGACGCCAUUUUUGUGCGAAACAGCUCAUGAACUAAGUCUGUGGUAGUUGACUCGGCCGCGGGACGGAGCUGCCUCGUGAUUGGCUGAUAGCAGCCCAACUUGGAGGCUACGACCAAUCGGGGGCGAGAGUCACUCUCGUCGACCAAUCGUAGUCUGGCGGUGUUGGCCAGGGGUCCGUGUAGCACGAUAAUCGGGUUUCGAUCUGUUUUACCUGUGUGUAUACCAUAGGACCACAACUACUUAACGUGUAAAACCACCCAGGAUUUACCGAGUAACAACAUUUAACGCGAGACUAUGGCGUUUUUCGACGUCAGUGUCGUAUCCGCGUACCCUAAUGUUUUUACUUGGGAGCUUCUGUGCUCGCAUUAUCAACUUGCUGCGUUGGUGUAAUAACGCGCGCAGGAGAGAUGAAACCUGAGUGCUUGCCGUGAAUGGUUGAAACGUAUGCGGGAUUGCGGUUGCUUUUAAAAUUAGUUCCAUUUGUAGCGUUGUGCGCCGGGUCAUGUAUGCAUGUGGAGCGUGUUUGUUCGUUAUUGCACCAAACGCGAGUGUGCGCCUGGUUGUGCAUUAUUACACCGAGUGCGAGUGUUUGGCGUGAGUUACUCACCGUUUGGUGAGUGAGUAGCGGUGAGUUAGUGUGAGAGUGGAGUCGGCCCUCGGUUCGAUACCCCGGAUUACCGCUGUGAUACUGAGCAUGAUAAGAGGGAGGAACUAAUACAUUUCUACACUGUAA